Molecule: messenger RNA, 1113 nt
Organism: Pimephales promelas (fathead minnow)
Lineage: Eukaryota; Metazoa; Chordata; Actinopteri; Cypriniformes; Leuciscidae
Source: RefSeq, a predicted model, not a curated record
UAGGUAACGGUACAUCUCUACAGUCGUGUGAAAGAAACAAGACUCACGCUGAAGUGUGUUAACAUCAUGAAGAUUGUGCAGCUUCACCUCUAUCUGCUCAUAUGGUGUGAAGCUGCGGAGACUUUAACUGAUCAACUUACAGAUUUGGGUCUAAAUGUGUCUAUAAACUGUGAUUUUGAUGUAAAGGAGGUUUAUUGGCUUUUACAGAAACUUCCAGAUUCUCCGGUUGGCAUAUUAUUCUCUUCCACAACGUCAUCUACUCAUUACUACAGUAAAGCUUUUAGGCAGAAAUAUUCAGUGCAAAGUAAUCAUCGCCUGUUCAUAAAUAAUGUCACUAUUGAUGAUUUAGGACUUUAUUACUGUGUGACCAAAGACGUUCCUCCAAAAUACAGCGACGGCACCAGAAUACACAUCAGCGAACCAACUCCGACUGCAGAGAUCCAGAAUCAGACAGCGGUGAAGAUCAUUGAGAGGAAUCAGACACAUUGGCAGAUUAUUAUCCUCAUAUCUGCUCUGUUGAACGCUGUUCUGAUCAUUGUGAUCAUAGGACUCUUAAAGAUAUUUGUUCAUGCAAGAAAUGAAGACGACUUGAAACAAUUUCACAGUACAGACCGACGAAAUCUUCAAGAUAUGGAUUUCGAACCUCAAGACUCAACACAAACACUGAUAUGUUACAUGAAAAUAUAAAGUAACACAAUAUGUCUUUGUCACAGAGCACUCAGCGAUGCCUCCUCCUGGUUGCAUCAGAUCUCUCUCAUGUGUACUAGGACUACAUUUCCCAUGAUCCUUCCCUGCUCAUCAUCUCCUGAUUAUCCCGUCUUCAUUGCAUUAGUAUCACCUGUGCCCCAUCAGCUCCCCUUUAUCUGGACUGUUCUGUUCAUUGUAAUUUUGUGAAGUCUUGAUUGACCCACUCUAUCUCUGACCUGUUUUCUCAUGCUUGCUUGUGUAUUUUGACUUGGACUCUGAACUAGUUUCUGAACUUUAGCCACGACCCCUGACCUCUUCCUGUUUAAACUACUAUUCUUGGAUUGCCCUUGUCUGUGAGCUGUUUUUGAGUUUUAUGUCUGCUGUUUUAUGCUGGCUCACCUGUAUUAAUAAAUUACUGCAGAUGGA